Messenger RNA from Carassius gibelio (silver crucian carp), 5430 nucleotides. RefSeq names its product galaxin-like. The coding region runs from base 34 to 1275 and encodes 413 amino acids. Lineage: Eukaryota; Metazoa; Chordata; Actinopteri; Cypriniformes; Cyprinidae. The transcript has 7 exons. The record is from RefSeq and is a predicted model, not a curated record.
UCUGUUUCUUGUUUCGUUGAACAGAGAUACACAAUGGAUAUCUACACAUCAUGUACAUUUUUAGUGUUGAUCUUGUAUGUGUUGCCUGCACUUUCAGGACAAGGUGGUGUAACUAAAGGAUUGAUCCAACUUGAGUCCGAUUACUGUAAUUCUAAAGUCUACAAUCCUGUAAAUCAGAUUUGCUGUAAUGGAAGCAUUCAGGAUCGAAGCAGUGCUCACACAAAAUGCUGUGGCCAAGUCAUGUACCUACCGACAACUCAUAUUUGUUGUGGUGACAACAAAAUGUUUGAGCUGAAGGAAAAUCUUUCUUGUUGUGGCGUUAAUUCAUUUAACAAGACUAUCCAGUAUUGCUGUAUUACAAACGACAUUCUUGAAGUGAAAAAUGAAUCUUGCCAUUCACCACCUCCAAUAGAAGCUGAACCCUCAAAGUAUGUCAACUGCUCAGGGAUACUGCACAAGAGGGAAUCAGGUCUUAAUCAGUGCUGUGGUAAAGAUGUCUACAGUCUAGCAGAUGACAAUGUGCUAUGCUGUAAUGGAAUCCUUUAUCGCAAUGUGCCUGAAAAGUCAGAGUGUGUCGGAGGUGUUAUAUAUACUCAAAACCAGAUUAAGAUGUUGAGCUGUGGUUCGGAAGUCUAUGACCACAAAAAACAGCUGUGCUGCUCAGGUCAUCUCUACAACAAAACUAAAGCAGAAUGCUGUGGAAACCUCUUGCUGGAUUAUAAUAACAAUCAAAUUUGCUGUUCCUCUUCAACCCAUGCCAUGCUUUAUGAUACCAAACAAGAGCAUUUGUGCUGUGGGCAUUACUACUACAACACGUCCCUGUGGAGCUGCUGUGCUGAACAUCUCAAACCAACACCAAGUAAAGACAGUUAUCCACCAGAAUACCGACUUAAGCCACUAACGGACCUGAUCCCUGACAUAUGCCAUAAAAAAGUGCUCUUUGGCAAAGUGGAGAGUGUGGUGCUUCGAAAAAAAUGGCGUGACAUUGUGUUGAGAGUCAUUGUGGCAGUCAGCAAGUUAUCACAAGGGACUUUACUCCAUGUGUCUCUGGAUCACUGCAGAUCUCCUGGACUAGAGAACAGCAUGACCUACCUUUGGGAGAAAAACGGCAGGAAGUACAAGCCUCUCUCCAUCCCUGUUGAUGUAACCUCUGACAUGCACAUGUUCUUUACAGCAUGUGACCUAAAUCUCAUGCAGGCCUUAAAUCAGAGUGUCAACACAUGUUCGCACACGCACCAUAUUCAGGGAGAGUUUUCAAUGCAAUUACACUUUUAAAGAGAAACAGUUGACCUAUAGGUAAGUCCCCCCCCCCCCCCCCAAAUUACUGUUGUGAACUCAGAUAGACAAAUGCCGUUGUUAACCGUCUUACAAUCACAUGCAGCUGUCAGUGUGAAAACCUUGUCCCGAUAUGUUUUAGAUAAACAGAGUGGCCACCAUUCAAGUGGGACUUAAAUAUGGCAUUAAGCGAUAUAUAAAAUAUUUUAAAAUAAAUAUUCUAGUUAUUAAUUUGGAAGCAAGGGUUUACAUAUCACAAUGCAAGUGGGAGAAGCCUCAUGUUAUGGUCGUCACAAUUCCAUAUGACAACUUCCAAAAUUCAUGUCCCGCAAGGUAAGAUAAAAUUUAUUACAAUUUUACCAGUUUAAUAUGGAGAGGCACUAAAAUGUAGAUCUUCAUUUAAGUGUUUUUGACCUACGCUGUACAUGAUAUGAGAACUGUUAGCUAUUUAGGUUGGUAUGCUAGCAUGGACUCUUAACGUUAGCUAGUUUUAGCCAGAGAUACCUUGCUAAAGCACAAGAUGACAUUAACUUUUUCGUCUUCAUUGGGAUUGGGGUUGAAUGCGUAGGGACAUUUUGCUCAUGUUUAGAAUGUAUUAUUUCUAUUGCCCAUCCUCUCAAGAUACCUGUAUGUGAUGAGUGGGGCAGGGCUGAGAGCCAUGGGAAUGAAGCUAGGCUGGAGAACUAAAUGAUAAUGAGUGAUACCUGCACCACUCUCGAUUCCCACAGAGGAGCUCAAGAAGGAUAAAAGGAAGAGUAAUAACAGUGAAGUACAAGAGAGAACCAGGCCUCGUUCUGUUCCCCAUGGCUCUUGGCUCCGCCCCACUCAUCACACUAGAAAUAGUCUUUCAAGUACACAAGGAACACUGUUUUUCCAUUUUUGUAGCAUAAACACCAUAAAAUCACUGCGAGCUUCAGAUCUUCACUGAUGGCACUGAAACCAAAAGAUUUCUGAGUUCCGGUCCCUUUGUAACUGAUACUCAACUGCCAUUGGCUUAUUUGCAUUCGAUGAGAGGGGCUUACUGAUAGGUCAACUGCGUUUUUUUUUUUUCUGAUUUACAACACCUUUUAUACUACGGGGGGCACGAUUCGCUGAAAAAAACCCGAAACGUUCGGUUCAACACACACCCUUCGGCACGCGCUGGGACCGCGGUUCAACUUAAAUCUGACAAAGCAUCUGUAAUAUGGCAUCUGUAAUAUGGAAACAUAUAUUAUAGCACAUAAUAUAUGUUUCUGUUGAUGGAGGCGCAUUCUGGAAUCCCAGAAAUUACAACAACAGCGAUUAAAAAAACAAAACAAAAAAAAAACCCUGGACAAACCAUUCACUCUUGAUCAAUGUGAAUGACUUAUGCUGGAAUAUGAGCAGUCAUUUAUUUCGUCAUCACCUGAUGAGAACAGAUGGAGACCUGAACAGCACACGUUAAUGUGUAUUUAAACUAAACUCAUUUAGGCUUUGUCAGUUGUAUCAUUUAAGAGCCCAAGGAUGCGAGCAGUGAGAAGAUUUGUGUAUGCGCUCAUCCGAAGCUCACAAAACCCGCGCCUCAGAUCGCACACAAAUAUUAAAGGGUUAGUUCACCCAAUAAUCUAAAUUAUGUAAUUAAUAACUCACCCUCAUGUCGUUCCAAACCAGUGAGACCUCCGUUUAUCUUCGGAACACACUUUAAGAUAUUUUAGAUUUAGUCCGAGAGCUCUCAUUCCCUCCAUUGAAACUGUGUGUACGGUCCACUGUCCAUGUCCAGAAAGGUAAGAAAAAUAUCAUCAAAGUAGUCCAUGUGACAUCAGAGGGUCAGUCAGAAUUUUUUGAAGCAUCAAAAAUACAUUUUGGUCCAAAAAUAGCAAAAACUAUGACUUUAUUUAGCAUUGUCUUCUCUUCCGUGUCUGUUGUGAGGGAGUUCAAAACAAAGCAGUUUGUGAUAUCUGGUUCGUGAACGAUUCAUUCGAUGGAACCGGAUCUUUUUUAACCAGUUCACCAAAUUGAACCGAAUCAUUUUAAACAGUUCGCUUCUCCAAUAAGCAUUAAUCAACAAAUUACUUAAGCUGUUAACUUUUUAAAUGUAGCUGACACUCCCUCUGAGUUAAAACAAACCAAAAUCCCGGAAUAAUUCAUUUACUCAAACAGUACACUGAAUGAACUGCUGUGAAGAGAGAACUGAAGAUGAACGACUUGUACAUGAGUCAAGAACUGGUUGCAGUGGUUUUUGGAUCACCAGUAGUUCUUUCGGACAGUUCAAUUCAAUAAACCGGUUGAAGAAAACGGUUCACUGGUUCUUUUGCGCUUGACAUAAUGGCGUCAUUGGCGAUGAUUGCCCUUGAUUCAAACCUUCAGUUUACCUGGGCUCAUAACAUUAGCACAGAAUCAGUUCGGAAUCAAUCACCAAAAGAAUCAGUUUGGUUCAGACACUCUGUCUGUCAGUCUGCUUCACACUGAAUCACACAUGCGCAGUAUCAUCAGCUCCUCGGUUCUCGAAUCAGACGCAUCUGACAGAAACGGUUCUUGACUCGAGAACGAGUCAGUCUAUUGUUUUUUGUCAUUUAAAGGAAGGAAAUGUUUAUUAAAAGGCAAAACAUUUAUUCAAUACUAAUUCAUCACUAAAAACACAAGUACAUUACAAAUUUUGCUUAUUAGUGCUACCACAUAUUUGUUGGCAUAAUACAUUUGAUUUUUCAUUACUUGAACUAAUAUACUUAUGUAUCUUAUGAGAAUAUGCAUUAUAUUUACUUCAUCUGUUAUAAUUGUGCAGCAUAUUAAAGAGGUCAUAAUGUUGCCAAAAAAAAAGAACAUUGUUUUGUGUAUUUAGUGUAAUGAUAUGUAUUUUAAGAUUCAAAAGACACAUUUUUUUCAACAUACUGUACAUUAUUGUUUCUCCUCUAAGCCCCGCCUUUCUGAAACGUGUAGUUUUAUUACAAGCUAAUCGGUUUGAAAAGGCAAGGUGUCCUCUGAUUGGCCAGCUAUCCAAUGUGUUGUGAUUGGCCAAAUGCCUCAAACAUGUGAUGGAAAUGUUAUGCCCCUUGCCAUACUGUCUAGCAUGUCCCGGUCUUAACACAGGGGCUAAAAGACAAAAACAAUAAAACCUAUUAUAAACUAGGCAUUUGCUGCAUCCAUUGGGGACAUAAUUACUGAUUAUACUGAUUUAUACUGUAGGGUGACCAUGUGAGCCAUUUUCCCAGGACGCGUCCUUGCCAGGAUUUUUAUAUUGCCUAAUAUCCAGAUAUUGGCUGUUUGUGCUGUGCAGAUUGCUCUUUGUAUGACAUUCAUAAGAGUUGGAGAGCAGAGCAGACGGCUUCUUAUGCAUUCAAAUCACUCUCUUGGUACUUUGGUUUCAUACAAUGAUCGGUGCGCAGCGACGUUUCAAGUUGAAUGAACAAACAAACACCUAACAUGUACAUGUGUUUGCAUUGCUUUGAUCGUUCUCUGUAGAUCUCACCUUCUCACGUGCCACGGUUGGUUGAUUAUGUAACAUACCUGCAUGUUAUUGGUCAAACUACUUUGGAUGUUUUGGGCAAUAUAGAAAUCCUGGCAACGACGCGUCCUGGGAAAAUGGCUCAUGGUCACCCUAUUAUACUGUCUUUUUACUCAUUGCACUAAACUUUUAUAAAGAAUAUCUCUUUGGGUUUGAGACUUUAGUCUUGGCAACUUAAAGGAUCUUAUCUAUUCACGAACAGGUUGUAACACUACAAAGAGAAAGGAAAAACUUGAAAUUGCAUCAUAUGACCCCUUUAAAUGAUCUGAAACACUGUGUGAGCACUGUGAGCAACCAUACAUUUGUCUUGUGUUUCACUUUCUUUUACAUUUAUUUAUUCUUCAUUCAUUUAUUCAGUUAUAAUCAUUUAAUCAUUCUAUUAUUAAAUGUAACCAUAUAAUCAUUUAUAAUAAUUAUUAUAGCCAUUUAUAUACUAAUUACAUUGAUUCAUUACUUAAUUAGUCAUUUAUGAUCAAUUGUUUUUUGUUAUUUUUCCAUUGUUGUUUAGUCUUAUAAUGUGUGGUUAUUUCAAGGGCUAUUUGUCUUCAUGAAUAAGAGAUAAGAGGGAAUGUUUAUGGAAAUGUAAGGUUUACUGGAUAUUGUUGUAAAGCAAAUGGUAUGACAAUUAUUAUGGAUUUGUGUUUGUCAGAUGAAGUCUGAGCAUAUGCAAUAAACUCUGCUCCUUUUUAUCAUUA